Messenger RNA from Populus euphratica (Euphrates poplar), 1456 nucleotides. Its product is annotated as peroxidase 19-like. The transcript has 3 exons. Lineage: Eukaryota; Viridiplantae; Streptophyta; Magnoliopsida; Malpighiales; Salicaceae. Gene Ontology annotation, biological process: hydrogen peroxide catabolic process; response to oxidative stress. The record is from RefSeq and is a predicted model, not a curated record. Gene Ontology annotation, molecular function: heme binding; peroxidase activity. The coding region runs from base 211 to 1302 and encodes 363 amino acids.
CACUUUUUUUUUUUUUUUUUGUCUUGGAACAUGUUUUGGGUGUGUUUUAAACAUGUAUUUAUUUUGAAAAUACAAGAAGUUACAUUUUCCAAACGUAUAAUUUUAAUACAUAUUUAAGUGAAAAACACUUAAAAAUCAUUAUGUACUGUAAUACUAACACUUCACGGGUGUUCAUUCUCUACUUUUUCUUUUCUUUUUGUUCUUUUUAACAUGGCAAUCUAUAUACCUCAAGAAAUUCUCACUACUGGGCCUUCACUUGUGCAUGUAUUUCUUCACUGUCCUAAGCUGCCUGCAUAUACAACAAUCAUGCCUUCUCUUUCUUCUUCUUCUUCCACUUGCACUUUCUUGCUUAGUUUCUUAUUUGCUCUAACCGCCUCAAAUUGUGCAGCCAGAGAAAUCAACAGUACUAGCACCCGACGCCAAUUAUCUGUCGAUUACUAUGCAAAAACAUGCCCUCAACUUGAGCAACUUGUUGGUUCAGUCACUUCCCAGCAGUUCAAAGAAGCACCAGUUUCUGGGCCAGCCACCGUUCGCCUAUUCUUCCAUGACUGCUUUGUACAAGGCUGUGAUGCAUCAAUAUUGAUAUCAACAACGCCUGGAAGUAAAGUGUUGGCAGAGAAGGAUGCAGAGGACAAUCAGGACUUAAGGGUAGAGGGAUUUCAGACUAUAAGCAAGGCCAAGGCCUUGGUGGAGAGCAAGUGCCCUGGUGUUGUUUCUAGUGCAGAUAUUCUUGCAAUUGCGGCCAGAGAUUAUGUCCACCUUGCAGGAGGUCCUUAUUACCAAGUAAAGAAAGGAAGGUGGGAUGGAAAUAUAUCAAUGGCGUCAAGAGUACCUUACAACAUUCCUAGGGCAAAUUUCACAGUUGAUCAACAACUAAAACUCUUCAACUCCAAAGGACUGACACUUGAGGACCUCGUUGUUCUUUCUGGUGCUCAUACAUUUGGAUUUGCACACUGUAAGCAAUUUGUUAGCCGACUCUACAACUACCGUGGCACUAAGCAGCCUGAUCCUGACAUGGAUCCAAGGCUACUAAAGGCUCUCAGAAUGUCCUGCCCACAAUUCGGUGGGAAUUCAGACACUGUUGCUCCUUUCGAUGUGACCACUCCAUUUUUGUUUGAUCAUGCUUAUUAUGGGAAUUUGGAGGCUAAAUUGGGCUUGUUGGCCUCAGACCAAGCUCUAUUUUUGGACCCAAGAACUAUGCCCUUGGUUCUACAACUAGGAAAGGAUAAGCAUAAAUUCUUCCAAGCAUUUGCAGCAGCCAUGGAAAAGAUGGGUUCUAUAGGAGUGGAAAGGGGAACAUGACAGGGAGAGACUAGGAGAGAAUUUAAUAUACAUACAUGAUUAGAUUUAUUUAUUUUUCUUUCUACCUCUUCUUUUUUCUAUUUGGAGGUAGAUUUGGAUAAAAUUCAUAAAUUAUCAAAAGUGAUAGCAAUAUAUCCACCUUAAAUUUCUCUCC